Molecule: messenger RNA, 2156 nt
Organism: Trematosphaeria pertusa
Lineage: Eukaryota; Fungi; Ascomycota; Dothideomycetes; Pleosporales; Trematosphaeriaceae
Exons: 1
Coding region: 100-2067 (655 amino acids)
Source: RefSeq, a predicted model, not a curated record
AUUUCAGAAAGCUAAUCCUAAAGCGCGACAUUGUCGAGCCUAGAGACACACGCUUCGCAGACAUUGGACCUUGCGACGCAGCAGCAACGCGACCUGAGCAUGGCCAGGUCGGCGGUCGAGUUAUUGAACAACAGGAUUGAUGCGAUUGAGUGUUUGAUGGCAGCUGUGAAGCAGGACCAAUCCACCCAGAUGACCAACUUCGCAUCCUUACUUGUGAGCGGUUCAAGAACAUUGGACGUCGUUGAGAGCCAGAGUUCUUCCCUCGAACAGAUGACGGCCUCGAUCGAUGCUGUCAGCACGACCAUGGCAUCUAUGCAAAGAUUACUGUCGUUGCAAAACGAGCAAGAGAUGAUCAAGCUGAGGGAGCUGGAUCAGAGGCCACCUCUAUCCACUGGGCAAAGCAAAGGGCAAUCUUGCGCAGACUCGCUCGCCCUGGUCUUCCAAGGGACGCGCGAGGCCUCAAUCGGCAUGUGCAACCUCCUGACUGGCUUCGCCAAAAUCCUCCUAGAGUCCCUGUCUCAGCUGCUCUCCUUCCUCCCAUACAUUUUCGCCUACCUCCGCUUCAUGCAGGCUAUUCCCGUCGCCGUGUCUUUCAUCAUGUCGGAUAACAUCCACCUAACCGACGUCUUGGGAACGAAGCAUUCACUUCCGUUUCAAAAUAUCAGGAACUGGGCAGUAUUUAAGAGGAUGCUGGAAACCCGCUUCCGCGAUCGUCCCGGAAGCGACAAAGUCGCAUCUGGCUAUUUCAGAAUCCUCAACGCCAGGGCACAAAGCAAGAUCCUGGAUGAGGAGAAUUGGGCAGAGUCGAUCGAGCCUGGAAUGCACCUCGUCAUGUCGAUUGAGAUUGUUAAGCUGCGUCGUCAAGUACAGCGUGGGAGCUGCUUGCGUCAUUCUUGUCUGGGUAUCUUGCGGACAACCAGGGGCUUGGGGCUCGAAUGCUCGGCGUGUGGACUGCACUGCUACGAAGAAGAUAUUCCGCGAAGACGACGGAGCGAGGCCGUGGUUUACGGCCCCCAAGACUUCAGAGCUGAGGUCGCGAAGACGAGGAGGAUUCUUUGGGAGAUGGAGAAACGAAAGAAGACGCAGCAGAGAUCGCAAAAUGGAGGGAGGAGGUCCAAGCAUGCGGUUUACACGGAUGGAAUGAUACUGCGAGAGCUUCAGCAGUGCGUUGCACUAAGCAAGGAGCGUGCAAAUCGCAGAAAAGAAGAAGGAUGGAUGAUGGAAAGCCAUGCGGUAGCAGACCUUCGCAAGGAAAUCGCAGAGGCGAAGGAGCACGAGGAGAGAGAAGCGCGUGAAAGAGAAGAACUCGAGCUCCGGCUAUUUCUCCGCGUCCACAUACGCCCUGCGGUCUUCGAAGCAGCCAGUACCGGUCCUCAACCAGACGAUACAGUCACGGACGUCAAAUGCAUCAUGCCUGCGCCGCAGCCGAUGAAGUGGAAGGUUGCAAGGCGCCGUACACUAGUCGAUAUGGUCAUUGAGGAAAACAGUGCCUGGGCGACAACUUGCAUGGCCAGCGCUGUAAGCAAUGGCGUAGAAAUUGAUGCCAUAGACCCACUAUAUGGCACAGCCCUUCAAGCCGCAGCAUCGAUCGGUUGCUUGGUAAAGUCCUCCUUCCUCCUCGAGCACGGCGCGGAUCCACUCAAAGAGUCCCCGGCCUGGCGAAGCGCCGUCCACGCAGCAGCAAUGCACAACCACGGUGCCGUGCUUGGACUGCUCCUCAAGAGCUGCCACCGCGCUAUCCGAGCAAUGGGUCCGCAAGGCCUAGAAAAAGCUUUGCUAUUCCGAGAUACGUGCGAUGCAGCCUUGCGAGCGGCGACUCUAAGAGGUGCGAAUGCGGCAGUCCUGUCGUUGCUGAACUUCACGGAUCGUGUUCACGUUGGCACUGCUAUCUGCUCGGGGGACGAGUCCACGAUGAAGAUCAUCAUGGGCGAAGCGUUGCAAGCCGGCGAGGUCACUAUGAACAACUGCGUGCAGAUCCUGCGGAAUGGCGCUGCUACGGGUGAUCAGCUGUCUUUCGGACCGGACGAGAAGGGCUUUGUAUAUCGGAGAAUGGAGCUCAGAUUGUGAUGGAUAGGACCUCCACAUACAUGUUAAUAUAGCAGGCAGGCAUGUAAAACAGCAGCAUGUUUAUUACCUACAUAGGCAUAGUGCGGCGA